AUGACUACAUUGAUGAAAACGAGGGGUCUGCGUAUGUCUGCUCCCAAGCAGGAAACGCUUUUGAAAUUGACCGUCUUAUCUCUGGCAGCAAUAUUAUCGUUUGCUACGAGAUUAUUCUCAGUCUUAAGAUUUGAAAGUGUUAUCCAUGAAUUUGACCCGUAUUUCAAUUAUCGCACAACAAAAUACUUAGCAGAAAAUGGAUUUUAUAGUUUCCAUAAUUGGUUCGAUGAUCGGGUUUGGUAUCCUCUUGGGAGGAUAAUUGGAGGGACUAUAUAUCCAGGUUUAAUGAUAACUUCGGCAGCGUUAUAUCAUAUAUCAUGGUUAUUAAAUAUUACUCUAGACAUACGUACUAUCUGUGUCUUCCUCGCUCCGUUAUUUUCUAGUUUGACGACAAUUAUUACUUAUUUACUCACCAAAGAAUUGAAGGAUUCUGCGUCAGGAUUAUUUGCUGCAGCUAUGAUAGCAAUUGUCCCUGGUUAUAUAUCGCGAUCAGUAGCGGGAUCUUACGAUAACGAAGGCAUAGCUAUUUUUUGUAUGUUAUUUACAUAUUACAUGUGGAUCAAAGCAGUUAAGACGGGAGCGAUUUGCUGGGCUACCUGCGCCGCUCUCGCAUAUUUUUAUAUGGUUUCUUCGUGGGGUGGCUACGUAUUCCUAAUCAAUCUCAUUCCUUUACACGUGUUAACGUUAAUGGCGACUGGUAGAUUUUCUCACAGGAUAUACACGGCGUACAGUAUCUUGUACUGCUUAGGAACGAUUCUAUCUAUGCAAAUAUCGUUCGUCGGCUUCCAACCGGUCCAGAGCUCUGAACACAUGCUCGCAUUGGGCGUUUUUGGACUCUGUCAGAUUCAUGCCCUCGUUGAUUAUUUGCGUAGUAAAAUGUCGCAGGAAGAUUUCGAAAUAUUGUUCCGAGGUCUUCUUAUCUCUGUAGUCAGUGUAACAUUCGUGUUGGGUGUUAUCUUAACGAUCACAGGAAAAAUAUCUCCUUGGACUGGUCGUUUUUAUUCCCUCUUGGACCCGUCGUACGCGAAGAAUCAUAUACCGAUAAUUGCUUCCGUUUCCGAACAUCAGCCAACAUCUUGGAGUUCAUUUUACUUCGAUCUCCAGAUCUUAGUAUUCCUCUUUUCACCGGGUUUAUACUUCUGUUUCUCGAAAUUAACGGACUCGAACAUUUUCCUCAUCUUGUAUGGAGUUACAAGUUUAUACUUUGCCGGUGUGAUGGUUCGUUUGAUGUUAGUCCUUGCUCCCGUGAUGUGUAUCUUGGGUGGAAUCGCAGCUUCCUCUUUACUCAUCACUUACAUGAAACAAUUGGACAGAGGAAAGACCGGUGAUAAGAAAUCAAAGAAAUUUGAAAGUAAUUACGUUCUCAGGAGCGAGAUUGCCAUGCUUUUUAUAACUAUGAUGUGCAUUCUCUUCUUUUCGUAUACCAUCCAUUGCACGUGGGUCACAGCAGAAGCUUACAGCUCGCCCAGCAUCGUGUUAUCGGCACGUUCUCCAGACGGUGGUCGUAUGAUUUUCGAUGACUUCAGGGAAGCGUAUUACUGGUUACGCAUGAACACUCCAGAAAAUGCUAAGAUCAUGUCUUGGUGGGAUUACGGUUAUCAAAUCACGGCAAUGGCGAAUCGCACUAUUUUAGUAGACAAUAAUACGUGGAACAAUACUCACAUAUCAAGAGUCGGUCAGGCAAUGGCAAGCUCAGAGGAGAAAGCUUAUGAGAUAAUGAGAGAGUUAGAUGUGAAUUACGUUCUCGUUAUUUUCGGAGGACUCACGGGCUAUUCGUCGGACGAUAUUAACAAGUUCCUAUGGAUGGUGCGCAUCGGCGGUAGUACCGAAAAAGGGAAAUCCAUAACAGAAUGGGACUAUUACAACUCUGCGGGUGAAUUCAGAGUUGAUAAAGAGGGUUCUCCGAUUUUGCUUAAUUGUCUUAUGUACAAAAUGUGUUAUUACAGAUUCGGUCAAGUUUAUACAGAAGGCGGCAAACCAUCUGGGUAUGACAGAGUCAGAAAUAUGGAGAUCGGUAAUAAAGACUUUGAGCUCGAUACGUUAGAAGAAGCUUACACCACGGAACACUGGCUCGUCCGGAUUUACAAAGUGAAGGACUUGAGGAACAGAGGGAUCUAA
Messenger RNA from Ceratina calcarata, 2118 nucleotides. RefSeq names its product catalytic subunit 3A of the oligosaccharyltransferase complex (gene Stt3A). NCBI's taxonomy places the organism in Eukaryota, Metazoa, Arthropoda, Insecta, Hymenoptera, Apidae. Gene Ontology annotation, cellular component: membrane. Gene Ontology annotation, molecular function: dolichyl-diphosphooligosaccharide-protein glycotransferase activity. The transcript is spliced from 11 exons. Bases 1 to 2118 code for a protein of 705 amino acids. Gene Ontology annotation, biological process: post-translational protein modification. The record is from RefSeq and is a predicted model, not a curated record.